AGUCGUCAUCUCCGAUUGCUCCAGGAGGAAAUCGGAAAAAUCCGGAUCGCGGAAGCGCGCGUCGCGCCACACAGUCUUACCGGAGACAGCUGGAGCUGGCUGGAGCUGCUUACGACUGGUCGUUACGUGCCUGUGAUCGAGACGUUGAGAGGACAUUUCUCGACGGGGACCUUCACGAAGGGAGAUUCCGAGAAAAGCCGGGGGGGCAUUGAGAUUGAGCCCAGGUAUGUCGACGGUGGACCGCCGCUGAGUUCCGUUGGAGGAAGAGAAGAGACGACGGGGGAUCGACGGCCGCACGACGAGAUAACCAAGCCGAUUGCGAGCCGUCGAUAGGUUCGGCUCGUGUAAACACAGCCGCGUAGACGCGACCAUGAGCGACCCAGUCGGGCUCAGCUGCGGACGGUGAGAGAGCGAGAGAGGGUGCCGCGGUAUCCGCCUUAUCUAAACACGAUGUACCGCACGAUAAGAUCCGCAGCGUAACUGGGAACCUCGUCGUGACUCAUUUUACCGUGAGAUAGAUCUGGAAUCAUGUAAAGUGACGUGGAGGAACAGCAUUGUCGCAGCAUAGUUUGUUCAGUCGCAAUAAAGACGCAACAAUGGGUUCCAUCGCUCUAGAGGAGUACGAAUUGAUGAAGGACUCGAAGUAUCGGGUCUAUGUGUCUGCUGUCGACAAGGCCCUGAAGAGCUUUGAGUACACGAGCGAAUGGGCAGAUUUAAUUUCUGCCUUGGGAAAACUCAACAAGGUGUUGCUGAGCCAUAUGAAAUUUCCCGUUAUUCCAAGGCGAAUCAAAAUAUCAAAGAGACUAGCCCAAUGCAUGCAUCCAGCGUUACCCUCUGGUGUUCACUUGAAAGCUUUAGAAACGUACGACAUUAUUUUUAAGUGUAUGGGUACUAAUAGGCUCAGCCAUGAGCUCUUUAUCUAUAGUGCAGGAUUAUUUCCAUUACUGGGUCAUGCAGCCAUGAAUGUCAGACCGUCGUUAUUAACGGUAUAUGAAACACACUUUGUGCCACUCGGCGAAAGGUUGAGACCAGGAUUAAGCGGUUUUUUAAGUGGCGUCCUCUUGGGCCUAGAAGAUGGAUCUGAUCAUUUUGACAGAACUAAUUCCUUACUGGAAAAAGUGUGCGAGGGUGUGGGUGCAGAACACUUUUAUGCAUGCCUCUGGGACUGCUUGGCUUCAAACUCUGGCAUUCGACUGCCUGCAAUAUCAUUUGUGCUAGCGCAUUUCAACAAGAAAUUGUCGAUGGAGGAGCAAAAAUACAUUAUGGGUACUAAUACUAAAAUUAUGAUUUCAGCUUUAUGUGCUGGAGUGCAAGACACCUCGGUGCUGGUGCAGAGAAGUGCAUUGGAUUUUCUGUUGAUAGGCUUCCCUAUGCACAGCAGUCAAUUGGCGCAUCAAGAUAUGAUAUUAUUAAUAAAAGCUGCUUUAGUUACUAUAUUGCGAAGAGACAUGAGCUUAAACAGACGUUUGUUUGCUUGGCUUUUGGGUACCGAAGUAAGCACAUCGAUUUUAAAGAAAAAGAACCCUACAACUGCAAACACUAAAGAGGAUGUAACGUACUUUGAUAUGUAUUCAAAGGAGAUGCUAGUCGAAGCGAUAAAAUAUUUACUUAAAGAAGUAUGUGAAGAAAAUUCGCAAGAUCUGAAGCCAUAUAGGAUACUUGUCUCAUUACUUGAUAAGGUGGACAUUGGACCAAUAAUUUUGGAUGAUAUUCUGUUUGAAGUGUUUAGGACAUUUUAUAAUGCUUGCAAACAAUCUGUAUCAAGUCACGCGCCGAAAGCGAAUGAAGUUGUGAAAUCUGCGAAUCUGUUAUUCUCGACCUUAGAACCGUCGUAUAUUUGGAUACAUUGCGGGCAUUUGUUUGAGAAAGCUUGUAACACCAGAGCGAAGACGCAAGUGGCGAUCGAGGAUAUUGCUGUAAGACCGGUUGGCAGUGGUAUGCCGAAUCUCGUAGAAGUAUGCGUACUAACGGAAUUCUUACUCGAAACUGUGUCGCUGGACGCAUUUAUAGACACGCCGUCUGAACAUCUUCCUGGCUUAUUUUACGAGAUAACCAGCAAGCUUUUGUAUCAUAGUAAUAUUCUGUCCCCCACGGAGAUUUCAAAAAGUCUCACCUUGUGUGCCAAGAUCUUAUCCAAAGUACAACCGACGAUGGUAACGGCUCACGCGGACAAGUGUGAAAUGGACACCAAGUUGGAUACGUCUCUGAAUAACAUUACAGUGCCCAAUGAUAAUUCCCUGACGGCGAUCCCUUUAGAGAAGAGUCAGUCGGAUAGUAAAUUGAAUAAGCCUGAUACAACCGGUAUCCCUUUCGCGGAGAAAAGUCCAAGUACAAGGAGAAGAGCCAAUUCUGGCGGUGCCACUAAAAGAAACGAGAAGAAGUCGAAGAAGAAGGCGAGCAAAAGCACUUCCAAGCUGAGCGAUACCUACACAAUACAGGCCGAUGGCAGUAGCAUAUCUGUCGUAGUGAGCGAAGAUACAAGGUCUUUACCUAGAAAUAAAAGCAUGGAUGAUAUUAAAGUGAGCUGCAUUGAGACCGAUGGAAUCUCUUCCUUGAGGAAUCAAUCUUCAGACAGCCAUCUGUCCACGUCGAAGCACUUCAAGAAUGUUACUCCAAUGGGAUCGACGGGAUCCUUGUCUAGGGGACCAUCUCCAGCGUUUCAGGCACAGCACUCCAUGUUGGAAAAGUGCCUCCGGCAAUACGAGAUAUUUUACGUUAAAUUAAUUAGCAACCGAAUACUUAGCAGAGAAAGAACAGUGCAGGAUAUGUUCGAUCAUUUAGUGGUAUCUUGUCCGAGAAAAAGUUUCGAUGAAAGAAUGCGUUACUUGGAAUAUUUACUGAAUUCUAAAUUAAACGUAGAUGACUCCGGAUUCUUUAGUCAAGACACAUCCGUAACUGAAGAUAACAAGUGCCUGGAUAUUUUUCACUUAUUCCUCGACAUGGCGGCGCAUUCGGAAUGGAUCGAAGCCAUGAAAAUAGCGUCCAGCUUAUUUGUCGAACUGUCCACAUUUCCGAAAUACUUUUUGCCCGGCGACGACGUACUCGUGGAAGAGGAACCAAAGUUCGAGCACGUUCUUCCGGAUUGGUUAAAAGUUUUAAUAGUCUGCUGCUGCUGGUUGCAGAAGCAACCCGCGUUACAAUUAACGAGCGUUGCCACGUUACUGGACCUGGUAGCAUUAUUGAAGGCGCAUAAUGUCGUCGAGACACAUCCGAAAAGUGGAGAGGGCGUGACGACAGUUAUUAUCGUGCCUCUGUUGAAGCAAUGGCACGUAACAUACUUGAUGCAGUAUACUAAUGUGUUUCAGGUACUGGCAAAUUCCUUGUGGCAUCAUUUGGGCGAGCUUCCCGCCCAUAAGUUUAGGAUACGUUGCGUAGAGCUAUUACACGAAUUGCAUCAUGCUUUAUACGGUUCCUAUAACGCGGUCGAAGAUCUAAUAGGAUCCGCACUCACCAACGAGAAUCCCGAAAAGAGGAUCGAAGCCUUCGGUAGAUUCGCUACAUUGUGGCAUUUAGGACGAGAAAUUGAAACAAAUCCAAGAUUACAUGGCUGUCUUAGAAUUUUUGAUCAGUCCUUGUUGAAAAUGUUGGAUAAUCUUCAGCUUGCGGACAAUUCUCCGUUAAAGCUACAGGCCCAAUCGUGGCUGUUACAUUCCUUGAUGCGCGGAGAUAUAUCACGCGUAAUAGAUCCCUUACUGACAAUACUAUUGGAUCCCUCCACAUGUCGUAUGAGCGUCCUUCAUGUGAGUAUACAGCACAGUAAUACCGUCCUAACGAAGAAUGAUCCCGUGGAAGAGAAGUCGGAGAUGCAGGAUGACACCGAGGGCGCCGCGAAAAUUUACGCGAUCAGUUCGGUCGAUGGUAACGUGAUAUAUCACGUGAGCGAUAACGUGGACGAGGAUAAGAAGUGGAAAAAGGGUAAGAAGAAAAAGCAGGCAAUUAAUCCUGUGAAGAUAAAACGAAUCUUUGCGGUGACAACACUAGCAACAGGUGAUAAUUGUAAUCACUAUGUCACGGAGAGGAAUCAGUUUAUGAAGGAACUUGAAGUGCCACCCAGUAUAUCCGGUAACAGGAAAAUUUCCGUGUUCGUAAAUCCUCUCUCCAUCAACUGUAACGAAAAUUCGAAUGACUCUUUAACGGAGGACGACUCGCUGCCCAUUAUGCGCAAGACAAACUUGACGACAGAGUUACUAAGAAAUGCCACUCGUUUCAAGAAAAUUGAUUUCGACAAAGGUUCUACUGCCAGUUUAGACGAAAGUCUCUUUGAAUCAGCGAAUAACAGCUCGAAGGUGAAAGAUAAAAGUAGCUACAAGAAACUGAGCGAUGAUGUUGACUCAUCAUCGGAUUCCAUAACGAACAGUUUGGACUCGAGCAGCCCCGAAGUAACUAACAAACAGUCCAAACAAAAGAAGGAAACUGUCUUGAUGUCAGGCGGUUCCAGGGAAGUGGCGGGCACUAUCAUAAAGGGUAGAUAUUACAGCACGAACGAGUUCAACACGAAUUACGAUCACGAUAUCGGCAGUUUCGAAGCGAGCGCGGAGGUGCCUAGCUGGACGAUGGACGACGAUGACGGCGAGCUGGAUGUCAGCACCACCGCGGAAGAAUAUUUCAGCAAUUCCAGCAGCAGUAUAGUCGAAGAGAUUCUUAACGAAGUUCUUGAUCGCGCGAUGCAAUUGUGCGACAUCGCCGAACCACCUAAAAGCGAAGAAGUUCCACAAACUAAUGCGAAAACUAAUCGAAAUGUUGGCCUGGGUGUUCACAAUCUUCAUUCCCAUAUGUUGCUCUACUGCGGAGUGUACGAUUCGACCAGGACUCUUUAUGCUUUGCGCACUCUUAGGAACGAACUUUUGACGAACAUGCGAAUGUUUCUAUGCUGCGCGGCGACGACCGGUGUAGCAAACGCGACGAAGAACACAGUGUUGUUAAAUUUGUUAGCAAGGCAUAGGAAAAGUGUUUUUGGCAGAAACUUUCAUGGUGAUAUAGCUAACACGGAAUUUGUCGCGGCUUACAGGAGUAGCAUGUAUUUAGAAGUGUUAAUAAGCGUAUGUCUAUAUUUCGCGAGAAGCUACUAUCCAAAUCUAGGACAAAUGAGACUCACGUACGAAGAGAUCGCGGGUAAUCGCCAGGUACAACUUGCGAGUGCCGAGUUACUAACACUAAUAUUUUCCGAAUUAAUACCGAUCGUCCGCGAUUCUGGGAAAGGCUUUAGCUGUUACAUAGUUGAUCUACUGACUAAAUGUAAAGUACAAAAAGUUGCUCUGCACUGUCUUGUGUCCAGCGUUAUGAGCAUGAAGAAUGCCCAUAAGGAGAACGAGGAUGUUUUUACAUUUACUGAAGAAAUUGUAUUGUUUAAUGAUCCGUUUAUCGACAAUGAUGUUAACAAAUGUAAAUAUAGAGCGAGCGAUCAUACAGAAGCUUUCCAGAUACAGUUAUUACGAUUGUUGUUAGCAUUAAUUAUGUUGGAGCAUCAAUGUAGUAGUCAAAAAGGAGAGGAAAUUAAUUCGACAGUAUCGCCCAUACCAAGUUCGCCGACACGAGCAUCAAACUUAAUCGGGAACAGUUUGAAAUAUGUCUCUGGAGCAGCAAUACCACAGCAACCGAUGUUUCUUGCUAGUAUUCUUAGUGCCCUGCAACUUGAUCAUAUGAGACAUCUUCAUCAACAUUGGACCACCCUUGUUACGUCCAGCUUGCCUUUUAUGGGACCUUCUUUAACAUCCGUUGUAACGUCGGUUAUUCAUCAAUUAUGUAAUAAUAUCGAGCACUUAGCAUCGUAUUACAUCAAUGAAGAAGCGGCGCUAACAUCUAAAUUACAAGAUAUAAGCACAGUAGAGUGUUGCUUGCCCGCAGAUUAUACUGUGACACAUUUGGAAGCUCUGACAUAUUUACUGCAUUACUGUCUAUUGGAUACCUCCCAGCAAAUUGGAUUCUCAUUUAAUCAACCUUUAAGUGGCACGAUACAAACGGGGAUUCCUGGUGCCAAUCCCGGACAGAUAUUCAACAAUCUUAUACAUGUCUUUAUGCCCAGCCCACUUUCUCCGGAUUUAGCUACAGCAAAAGAUAAAACUGGCGUGAACGAAUUGCAACAACACGCUAGAAGAACAGCACUAAGCCAUUUGCCAAGAAUAAUAGCAUCAUUAUCUGCUUUAUGGCAAGCGGUUCUGGCAACAAAAGACAAUGAACAAGCCAGUUGUGUGGUGGGUAGUCCAAGAAUAGUCAAAUAUCAAUUGUUGGAACUUCUAUCUCCAAUCUCUUUCCAUCACGGAGCUAAUUUUUUGGCUGCAGUCGCUGUUGCCUGGCACGAAAGGCGCCAACCAUCUGCCGCAUCAAAGAAGAUACUUCCAGAAGCCUGCCCCAAUCAGCAAGUAAUGGUUCAUCUUGUUAGUGCGAUUCGUGUUAUGCCCAUUGAUACUUUGGUGCACACCGUGCAUCAAGUAGUAAAAACCCCACCACCAAUACACGGAAUCAAGCAAGAUUUCUCAUUAGAAGUCUCGGUACUGGAAUUGCUUUAUGUCUACAUGCAGAGUAACACGUCGCAAUCGCUCAUCGAGUCUUGGGCAUCCUUGCUUAGUUUAUUGAAGGAUGGUCUGUCGCUAACAGCGCCUGCCCAAUUUCUCUUACUGGCUAUACUGAACGAAUAUGUACAAAAGUGCCCACCUAUGCAAGAGAAGAAAGAUAUCAAAGACUUGCAAGACGUGUCUGCGAAGUUGAUCGAAUCGUGUUCGCAAAUAGCAGGCGCUUGUUUAGAGCAAACAACGUGGCUAAGAAGGAAUUUGGCCGUCCGAGAGGACGUUUUCGAAGUCGUGGAAGGGUCUUCGGAAGGUAAAGAGGGAAAAAAUGGUGCUGUAACACCCGGAACUCCACCUAAUGCUGCGUACAGCGUUCAAGCGCAAGCAGUAUUAGCGGAAAUACUUGCGCCGCUGUUGGACGUUAGUUAUGGUUCGCAAGAAAAGGAGCGCGUGGUAACGCUCCUGACAAACCUCAUGUACAAUGUUACACCUUACCUAAAGAAUCAUACGAUAAAAAAUAUCGCCUCAUUUACCGCCUGUUCUCAACUAUUGGCUUCCUUAUCGGGAUAUCAGUAUACGAGAAAGGCAUGGCGCAAGGAUGUUUUAGACUUGUUACUCGAUUCGGCCUUUUUCCAAAUGAUACCAGCUUGUCUACCGUAUUGGAGAACUAUAAUAGACAAUUUAAUGACACACGACAACACUACCUUCAGAGAUUUAAUGAAUCGCGUCUCCAUGGCUCAAGGUAGCGGGAUCAGUAUAUUUUCUUCGAAAGAGCAAGAGUAUGAGCAGAAAGCACAGCUAUUGAAGCGUUUGGCAUUCGUUAUCCUUUGCAGCGAAAUGGAUCAGUAUCACAAAUAUAUGCCGGAAAUACAAGAACGUUUAGCAGAUAGUUUACGCCUACCUCAAGUAAUCCCGUCUAUUCAGGCGCAAGUGUUUCUCUGUUUUCGCGUACUGCUAUUGAGAAUGUCACCACAACAUGCAACGUCCUUAUGGCCGGUCAUAGUUAGUGAACUCGUUCAAGUAUUCCUUUACAUUGAGCAGGAAUUGAGUACAGACAGCGAAGAGUUCAGUCGUCAUAGCAGCUCGCACAUCAAACUGUUGUCAGCUCUAGACUCAUCAUGGGCUGUUAACGCCAGCAAUGGACUUCAAGCACACGGACAUCCUCACUGGUUGCAAUUGCAACUGGCUGCCGCCAAGCUACUAGACCUCGCGUUGUUGUUGCCCGCGCAUAGGUUACCACAGUUUCAGAUGUAUAAAUGGGCGUUCGUCGGAGACGCAGCGGCAGGUUGCAUGGAUAACAAUAAUUUAUCCUCGGACUUUGUGCCACAUAUUACAAGAAUAGCAAAACUGAUGGACAGUAAGUUCAAGUCAGAAGGUCCACCGCCCAAAAGGAAUCCGGGAGAGCUUUUAUUAACAUCGAAUAACGUUCGCUCUCUGCAAGAUCUGCAUCAUUUCUUUUCGAGCCUUAGUCGCGCCACAUGCGACACAUACGCGCCGAUAAAUAGCACGCAACUGGAGACUGUAAUCGAACAGGACUUCCUCGAGAAAAUGCCGACCGUGCCAGCGAGAUAGUAAGAAGGAUGUUAGCGAAGUUGUAUAAGUAACAUGUAUAAUUCGUUUGUCAAUCGGGAAGAGAUAUGUCAAGACGCUUUAUCCUUUGAUAUAUUUAUAAAAAAUAUAUACACGAAGAUAAUCGCGCCGCACCUAAGUCUAUACGUAAAUAUUACAUUAUAUAAAUAGCACAAUUAGAAUACAGCAAUCCAGGAAAUACGCUCCUGUAUUUUGCCGUUAAAAAUCUCAAAAUAUUCUUUUAACAAAAAAAAGAAUGAAAAGAAGAAUUCAUCCCGUAUCAAUAAAAAGUAUUUAACAAUAAAAUUGGAGGAAGAAAAGAGAAAAACGAGGAUGGACGAAUUUUAUCGUACAAGAUGAAAAACGAUUGAUAUAUCGAGAACUACUGAUUAGAUUUCUUCGAACAAAUCACUCGUGAAUGAAAAUGUAAAUUUUUUUUAUAGUUUAGAACCGGGAGUUAGAACCAGGAUUAUAGAUCUGGGGUGUAUAAAAUAACAUUCGACGUUUUCCGUUACUGGUUUUUAUUGAUUAAGCUUUCGACCUGUCUCCUCAUUCGGUUGUGAAUAGUUGUCAGCAUGUAUAAUAUGGCAAGCUAAAUUCGCUCUUUGGCCUGCUAUUGUAAAAUUGUAUAGAGCGUGUACAGUGUAACAUAAUAUUUAUACGGAACAAGGUCUUCCCGUUAUUUUCUGACACCCGUCAUAGUUUCCUCGUCGAUAGUUUCAUUUCUCUUUAACUCCGCAUCGUGCGAUUUUAAAGUGGCAAGCCACAAGAAGUUUCUCCACAGAUCUGAACAACAAAUGCCAAAAUACAGGGAAUGAAAAAUAAAUAAUCGGAGAUAAAAAUUUAAUUCUCCCCCUUAUAUUACGAAGUUUGCAAAUAUUGAUCAUUGAAUGUGGAAGUUCAUAAGGUUUCAUAAGGUUUCACGGAAUAAAAUUCCAGGUGGACGAAGUGAAGAUUUGUUGAUACGGUCCAAUUAUGUUGUCCUGUGGUUGUUCUUGCAUGCUUGCUAUCGCUCAAUACAAAUAUGCUUUCGGCCACAAGCGCGUCGAAACGCGUUCGCUUUUGUACGUUUCGAACUAGCUGGAAAACACACCGUGAACACUUAUGAACUUCUAUCUUAAUUAUCUGAUAUAAACUUAUAUUAUUAUUGUCGAAUGCUUUUUAUUUUAACAAACGGACUUUCUAUGUGAACCGAUAAAUCCAUACGUAAUGCACAAUAUAUACCGCCGUAUAAACGUACUUGAAAUAAGAUGUUAUAUUUUCACGAGAAAUUAGUUUAAUAAUAUGUGCUGAAAAGAAUCUAAUACCAAGAAUAUCUACGUAAUCCAUCGUACGGCGUAUAAGCUUCUGCACACAAUUAGGAAAUAAAUAAAAACUUGAAGAUAAUAUUGGGAUAUAUAAAGAAAAAAAAUGUACAUUGUCUAUUUUGCUCAAUAAAAAUUUUAAAAUUAUACCAGACGUCUGUUAGGACACACAUUGUUAUUGUCUUUUACAAAUCAAUUGUGUUGAUAAAAAUCUUUACUUUUUGAUUAAAAUGAUUUUUUACAAAGUCAAAAUAAUUUUUUUUUCUUCGAUUUUUUUCGCUAAUAAAUGAACAAUGAGAGAGAAUUAUGUUUACACAUUUGGUAGAUAUUCUUCGUCAAUAAUAAACGCUCGUGUCAAUAAGUGCUUAGUGAUGUGUAGAAUUUACAUUAUAAAUUUACUAUAUAUUGUAUAAUCAUGUCGAUAGGGUGUCUAUAAAGUCUUCCCACUCCCUAUAUUUCGAAAACAUCUCAAAGUUAUGAAAAACCGCAAAAUAUAUGUUCGAUCAUUUCGAGGAGCUACUCUUUUAAGGGGAUUGGGAUUAAAAUUCGCAAUUUUUCAUAAUUUUGAACUAUUUCUGAAAUAUACGAAGUAGGAACAGCUUUAUAGAUACCCCGUAUAUACAACAUCAACAUUAUAAAUUUAUAUUAUAAAUUCUAUAUACAUUGCGACUUGUAUGUAUUUAAUAUAAAACAAAAAAUCGACGGCUUACACAGCGGAUUUAUUUUUUUAUAUGCAUACGUAGUAUUUCGAGAAAGCGUGCAAGUUGUACAUCGAUGGUCUACUUGCAAAACGUCUUAUGUAUAAAAUUAAUAACUUUACAUACACACAUUGUAGGAGGAACAAAAACAAAGUUUUUAAAUAACAUUACAUUUAUUAUAAUCGCCGCUAAAGCGAUUGCCUUAUAACAUCGUUAAAGAGUCCAAGGGAGCCCGGGACAAUCUACUGAAUACAAUACCAAAAAUUCGAUUUCAGAAAUUUCAAACUUGUGACGUUUUGUAAAUAAAUCAUUGAUAUACAAUAUGUAGUGACGUAACAUCCAAUUAAUUAGACACAACUAGGUCAAUAAAUCGAUUAAUUUUGUCGUGUUUUGCAUUGCUAUUAUUAUAACAAAAAUAAAAUUAAGUUAUUAAAAAAUAACAUUUAUGUAAGCAGUAUUACUGAAGUUACUACUUGGCACUAAAUUGCUGGUAGUAUGAUAAGUUCAUUCUACUGUUUUAGCAAGGGUUUGUGCAAGAAUCUGUUGUUUAUUAAACAUGCAAGAAAAUGUUUAUAAUUCAGUUAUGUAUAUUUAUAUUUAUAUUAUACACGUUAGUUAUAAACAUCCUGUUGAUACAAUUUCAGUAUGUUUAUUUCUUAAAUUUUUCUACAAUUAAUCUUUUUUUAUAUAACAUCUGCAUGGUUUGUGAGCAUUAGAAUAGACUAUGAAAAUAUUUUCUUGGCUCACAGACUAACAGAUAGUGAAAUAUGUCAGAAGUAUUAUGUACCUUUAUCGAAGUUAUGUCGUUUUAUGUAACAAAUAUUUAACAGAUACUGUAAAUCACUGCAAUUUUAAGCAGUGCAUCCGCUUUUACCAUUAAUCUGUUAUGUUGAAA
Messenger RNA from Solenopsis invicta (red fire ant), 10969 nucleotides. RefSeq names its product protein dopey-1 homolog. The record is from RefSeq and is a predicted model, not a curated record. NCBI's taxonomy places the organism in Eukaryota, Metazoa, Arthropoda, Insecta, Hymenoptera, Formicidae. Gene Ontology annotation, biological process: Golgi to endosome transport. Gene Ontology annotation, cellular component: trans-Golgi network; endosome. The transcript is spliced from 26 exons. The coding region runs from base 597 to 8075 and encodes 2492 amino acids.